CAGCGAACGGCACGUGAUGUCGACGGCCUUUCUCGUGGACAGCUUACUGCAUGCCCAGCGCGCCCAGAGCUACAGUGAGAGUCAGCUAAAGUCGAGCCUCAGCGAGAUGCUGUUGAGUCGUGGCCCGGGCGAACCGGCGGCGGAGGAGCGCUCCUCCUCCUCGGAGCUUUUGUGCAAUUGCAACUGUGCCAAACGUGGCUAUAAAUGUGAUAAGUGCCGUGAGAAUCGUGCGGAAAGUGUUGACAGCAUUGAGGAGAUGGAAUUGGACGAUGACGAGGACGAUGAGGAUGAGGAUGAAAUUGUUGCGGACAUCGAUAGUGUGGAGACACCGCAUUUGGAUGAGGAGGAGCUGGACGAUGAGCUGGAGCGUGAGGCAAUCAAAUUGCCCAAAGUUGAGCCCAAAGAGAGCAGCAUCAGCAAUAACAGCACCACCGGCGGCACCACCAUACUCAAGGAUAACAACAGCAAGCCCAUACUUAAGUUCAGCGUAUCCGCCAUCCUCGGUGACACACGCGAAGGAGUCCGCGUUCGAAACGAGUUUAUGCAACCGCAGCAUAUAUGGCCUUAUCUACAACAAAACUUUAUGCAACAUCACACACAUCAAUAUCAUCAGCACCAUCAUCAUGCACAGCAGCAGCAACAACAGCAGCAACAACAGCCGCCACCACCACAUCAUCAUCAUCAUUCACACCAUCAGCAACACCAUCCGGCAUUGGUGGGGCAGGCGGCACUUGGACUGUCACACCCACUGCAUCACCAUGCCCAUGCACAUUUUCCACAUCCCGCAUUUCUAACGCAUCAGCAGCAGCAACAUCAACAGCAACAACAGCAGCAGCACCAUGGCAAUAGUUGUCAACCGCAAACCACAGCAACGACGGCCGCAUCCUCGUCGUCACCUGGCAGCACAAUUAGUGAUAGCGACAACAAUCACAGCAACAGCAAUAGCAACUCGAAUAACAACAACAACAAUGCUCUGCUCGAUGGUCGACCGCAUGAAAUCGGCAACGAUACCAACGAGGACAACAACAAUCGAAGAUUAACGCAAGAAAAGCUGCAGCAGCAACAACAACAGCAGCAGCAACAGCAACAGCAACAACUGUUGAGUGGACAAGCAACAGGGGCAACAUCGCAUCCGACACCACCACCCCCGCCACCGCCCAUACAUCCGGUGAUUGCCAAACCCAUGCCCAGUCGGCCAACACCCUUUCUGCCACACACACUGAAUCAUCCGCAUUUGCAUUCGCUACUGGCGCACUGUCGCAAUCCCUACAUGAGUGUUGGUGCCCAAGUGUUUCCCCUUCCCCCUGGUCAGGGCUUCCCCUGGGCGCAUUCGACACGUGGCAAGCCACGCAGAGGCAUGAUGCGGCGUGCCGUCUUCUCAGACUCACAGCGCAAGGGGCUGGAGAAGCGUUUCCAGCAACAGAAAUAUAUCAGCAAGCCAGAUCGCAAGAAGCUGGCUGAAAGAUUGGGCCUAAAAGAUUCUCAGGUAAAAAUUUGGUUUCAAAAUCGCCGCAUGAAAUGGCGUAACUCCAAGGAGCGCGAACUGUUGGCCAAUGGUGGCUCACGCGACCAGACGCUGCCCAACAAGAACAAUCCGAAUCCGGAUUUAUCCGAUGCCAAAUGCGAUCGUCCACUAACGCCGCUAUCGCCAUCAUUGCUCUCGCCCAGCUGUAGCGUCUCACCACCGCCGCCAACAUCAGCUGCCAAGGAUGAGCCUGGAGCGGGCGCGGGCGCAGGCUUAGGAGGAACAACAACAACAACGACAGCUGUCGCACCCAAAUCACCGCAAUCUGCCAGAAGCAGCAGUUCACCAAUGGAGGGGGCAUCAACGCCCUCGAAUGCGAUUAGUUAUGGUAUGCAAAUUAGUUCGCCGCCACCGCUGCUGACCAGCUUGAAGAUGAGCGAUCAAUCAGCGACGCCGACGCCAACGACAACGGUCUCCUCGGCAGCCUCGUCGCCGCCGGGCGUAGCCAGCGCAGCCGAAUUUCAGGCAAAGAUUAAUGCCGAGAUGCAGAAGCAGCUGGUGGCCGUCGAUCUCAAGUUCAAGCUGGAGACGAGCAUCCAGGAGGCGAAGCAGCGUCGCUUCGAGCAACUGCAGCAACUGCAUCAUUCGCCACAUUUUACAGCCAUGCGUGAGGUGGAGUUGGCUGCUGCAGCGGCUGCCGCCCAACUACAUCAUCAUCACCAGCAGCAACAGCAGCAACAGCAACAACAGCAGCAGCAACAACAACAUCAACAACAAUCGCCGCCAGUUGGCACGGCCACAUCUGCCGUCCAGUUUCAGGGGGCGGAGUUUAUGAAGCUGUACUAUGAUGACUACGAUGAUUCCAAUUCGGACAGCGAUGAGGAGAUAAGCGUAACGUGAUUGCCAGGACAUGCGCAAGGAUAUUGUAAAUAUAUGUUUAGCAUUUUUAAAUUGUACAUUUUUG
Molecule: messenger RNA, 2429 nt
Organism: Drosophila grimshawi
Lineage: Eukaryota; Metazoa; Arthropoda; Insecta; Diptera; Drosophilidae
Gene: Dbx
Product: probable serine/threonine-protein kinase yakA
Exons: 5
Coding region: 17-2365 (782 amino acids)
Biological process (GO): regulation of transcription by RNA polymerase II
Molecular function (GO): DNA-binding transcription factor activity, RNA polymerase II-specific; DNA binding
Source: RefSeq, a predicted model, not a curated record